UCGUGUAUGAAAACGAAGUGAACAAGUCAUAUGUCAGCCGGUGCCUGCCGAUAUCCACGGACUGUCAUAGAAUCCGCUAACGUUGGUUAUGCCAUACAAGGCAUGGCAGACAAACAGGACAAUGAGGUGGAGGAGGCAGACCAGGUGUACCUGCUAAUGAAGGAGGAGUACCGUAUCUCACGCAACGUACGUCUGGCCUGGUUCCUGGGCAAGCUCAAUCAGGUCAUCUGGCCGGUUCCAAAGUCUGAACUGCUGAACUCAGAGAAUGAGCUGGACCUGCUCAGCAUCCUGCCCAAGGGAUGGCAGCCAGAUUUCUCCCCCUCCACCCUGCCCUACCUGCUGGUACCCUCCACCCGUGUCACCUUCCUGUCCCGCAGGUACCGCUUCAUCAUCGAGCUGGACCUCAGCCCCUCCACUGGCAUUGUGGAUGACAGCACAGGGGAGAUGAUAUUUGACGAGGUGUUCCAUGCCUUGUCACGAUGCUUAGCUGGACUGGUCCGACCCUUCAAAGUUCCAGGCACAGAUCUAUUAUUUCAGCCUGAAAUCUUCAUCACUAUCCUGGCUUAUUCCUCCAUCAUCGGGCUCAAUACACACCAGGUGCUGGUGCAGGGUUGUCAGCUGGAUCGUACAGACCUGGACAGUUUCCUACACCAGAUCUAUCAGCAGCUUCGGUCAGUGGAGAACAACAUAGCAGAGGUCCUACAACAACAUCACGGCCAUCUUCAACAGCAGCAUGACCAGGCAAGGGAACCAGGAGGGAAACUGGGGAAGAAACAUGGCGUUUCCAUGGUGACUGCAGACGUAGGGCUGGUCAGCAUGGUGCGACAGGGCAUCCUAGCUCUACAGCUGUUGCCCCCCAACUCCAUCGCAGGUGUAAUCAUAAUUACAGAUGGGGUGACCAGUGUGCCUGACGUGGCUGUGUGUGAGACCCUUCUGAACCAGCUCAGGAGUGGAACCAUCACCUGCUCCUUCAUUCAGGUGGGCGGGGCCUACUCAUACGACUGUAGUUUUGGGUACAUCCCUAACGUUGAGCUGAUGAAGUUCAUCUCCUUGGCGACCUUUGGCUCCUACCUGUCUAGCUGUCCUGAGCCUGACCUGGCCAGUCAGGACAUGAACACCUACCACAACGCCUUCCUCACAUACUCUUUCCUCAAGACCAGCGAGUCCAUGAACCCUGAGUACUACUGUGUGUCUCAGCACAAGCUGUUCAAUGAGCACCUGGUGUCAGCCCGUGGGAACCCUGCAUUAGUGAUGAGGAGGAAGAAGCACACAGAGAAGGAGGUGCACGCCCAUCUGGUCAGUGUGGUGUCGGUCAGACUGAGAGAGGGAUACACCAUCAGGGAGAUCAACCUUACCAAAGGUGGGACCCAGCUGGAGGUGAAGCUGGUGUUGCUAUGGAAACACAACAUGCAAAUAGAGUACCUAGCGGUGGCCCAGUGGCCCCUGGACCCUGUCAAGAGGACCACCUGGGUAGAGGUCACCAUGGAGGGAAGCUACGACAUCCUCCAUGAUAUCAGCUGUACUCUGAGGAAACCCAUCACCUCUCCAUACCGCACCUCUGUCAUACGACGAUUUUGGAACACACUGCAGAGUAUAAACCAGACGGAUCAGAUGCUGGUCCACUUGCAGUCCUUUAACUCUCUCCCAGAGAAUUACACCAUACCUGAGAGCACCAAGAACGGAGUUCCUCUCUUCUACAUCCCCCCUGGAUCCACCAUGCCGGUUCUCUCCCUACAGCACAGUUGCUCUAAAGACUCCUCCCAGUCCCAGUUUGCCUCAUACUGGAAGCCCAUCCUGUUCAUGGAUGCACACUUCUGGCAGAGAUGGCUUCACAUGCACCGCAUCACCAUCAUCCUGGAGCACGACAUGCCUUUGCCCAAGCACCUUCACACUGCCGGUAGUAACGGGCGGUUUGGCACCAUCCAGUGUCGUAUCUCUCACUCAGCCCUCACCUCCCUACUGAGGGACUGGAGCAGCUUCGUUCUGGUGGAGGGAUACUCAUACGUCAAGCUCAUAUACAGUGCCUCUGACCAGCCCCCCAACUCCUUCUAUCUGGUGCGUCUGAUCUCCAAGCUCCCAUGUAUGGUUCUGAGGCUGGGCUUUCCUAUCGGCACCCUGGCCCACACCAGGAACAAGAUAGUGGAUGAGUUGCGGGAGCAGAUCCUGAGGCUUCGCUUCCCUCAGCGCAUCCGGAACAAGGAGGCUACGCCCAAGAGGAAGAUUCUGGGGCACGCCUCCCGCUCCAAUUCCCCUCCUCUCCCUACUUCCAAACCUGCGUUGUCUGACCGGCCAUGUAUGGUUGUCCUCAACAAACCUCUGGAGAAACUGCUCAUCAGCUACGAUAAGCUCCCGUCAGACUUCCGGAUGCCCUUCAUUCUGAACAUGGAGAACUUCACCCAGCUCCCCAGAAUGACCGCGCCCCUCAGUAUGGCAGCCAAUCGCGCAGCCUCGUCCACCCUAGCGUCUCUUUCGCGCUACUUUCUCCACCAGCGCUGGGUCUGGACGGUGCAGGGCGGCCUUGGAUCUACCGUUCCCCUGCAGGCUGUGGCUCAUAUACUGUCCAUGCUGUCUGAGAUUCGCCUCUCUGAGGGCUUUCAUUUUGCUGCCAGUGGAGAUGGCGUAGUCAACAUGGUGACUGAACUGCCAAUGAAGGGGAUGCCAGAGGCGGUGGACGGAGAGAGUCACACCUGUAUUGUCCAGUAUAUCCUGUUUCCACCUCACUCCACCUCUACCAAGGACAGUUUCUCCACAGACGAUGACAAUGAUACAGAGGUGGAGGCCAUCGAUGUGGACACAGGGCUCAACCUGGUGACCGAGUGUUGGGUUGAGCCUCAGAGUAGGACAGUAUGGAGCCCCAGAGACCAACACAGACACUUCCAGGAGCUCACCUACCAGGAGAUACCCCAGGCGAUUUUCCCCCGGGAUCUGGCCUCUGUGUCCACCAUGAUGACGUUUGAGUACCUGAGCCAGCUGUGCCAGAACAAGGAGCAGGUGUACCCUCCCGUCGGGGCAGGGGACCCCCCACCCUCUGAGGACUGCAUCCACACCAUUCCCUUCCAGUUUGACCUCAUUGAGCUGCUGCCCAAGUGCCAACAGAUAGAGAUCUUCUUCCUCACUCUCAGCAGAGUGGAGAAUGAGGUGUCCCAGGGUGCCCCCUACCUGCCCAACGAGCUCCUGCUUAGUCUGUUCCACAGCAGCUUGCAAAACGAGCUCAGUGACCGGGAGAUCACAUUGGUUGACCAUGAGAACGUCACCUUCAUGCAUCACAUCUUAGACAGGGAACGAGACGGACAUAUUGCACCCUUCUCUCUACCUGUCAUCAGAGAGGAGUGCCUGAAACCUCCAGAGAGACAGGACACGGUGAUGUCAUUCCAAACUAUAGAGAACAGUAAAGAAGUGACUGGAUCCACCAGUACCCUGCAGAGUUUCAGCAAUGCAGACCUGGUGGACGAGGAGUCAGUCCCAGUGGAGAGGGAUGGGUCUACCCCUCAGUGGAAGUGUUACGCCAAGUACAUCAGCCCCCAACAGAUCCUCCUCACCUUCCUCCCUGACACCUUCACAGAUGUCCAGAUGUUGAUGUCAUCUGGGCUGGAUACAGAGCCCCAGGGUAAUGGAGAAGAUGAUGACACCCUGAUUAUCAGCAACAAAUCACAGGCCGAUUCUCACGCUGUCUCCACCAAUGGGCUGGAUGGUGGGUUGACUGGCGAGCUGAUGUCCCCUCUGCUUUCCCCUGGUGGUGGUGGUCCUGUGGGACCCCGGUCGCGCCUGCUCUCCCCUGGAUCUGGGAGCUCCACGAUGGAGCAUGACAACUGGGAGAGCCGGCCCUCUGAGCCAGAAAAUGGCACUAAAGGUGUGGAUGAGAGGGAUGGGGUGCAGUUUGCUGAGCCCCAGAAGGGAGACUUCCACAUCACGUUCAGUAGCCAGGUGUCCCAGCAGAGCUCAGGGGACCUGUCUCAUCCGUGCUGCCCUGUAUACGUCUAUAACUGUUCCCUGGACUCUCUGAAGGACCAGCUAGUCCAUCCCCACUUCAACAGGCAGCCAAGGGACAUCUUCUUCAGGUCUCUAUCUCAGGAACGCAGCAGCACCUCCUCCUGGACAGACCUGAUGUCGCAGCCUCAUAAACACAAGGAACUGGCCAACUACUGCAGCCUGCUACAGGAGCACUACAACCACAGCUACGUCAAAGGUGUGUACCGCAGCCUACAGCAGUCCUACAACAUCAGUUCCCAGGACGUGUUGACAGCCAUGUACUACUGUGAGGAGUCUCUCCAGGAGAUAGACAUCACUUCCUUCCUCCAGACACUCUGCGGACACAUCCGGGAGUUCCAGGAGAGCCAUGGAGACGGAGGGGUAAGGGUUCACAGCAGCACCCCUUCCACCUUCACCAUCGGAGAUGCAGAGGAGGACCGGGUUGCCAAGAGGGGACCCAUGGCCUCCUCAUCCAGGUACUACUGGGACCUACAGAGCUGUUAUCCGUUUAAAAAAGUUGAAAUACUUGACUGGUAUGUUGUGUGCUUGACUGGUAUGUUGUCUCCGGCUGGAGCAGCCUUUAUUGAGAUGGAGGACGUGAGUGAGGCAGAGUCCAGAGGGAAGACUUUGGCCCCCACCUCCUGGCUAGGCCUGGACGAACCCCCCAGGACCACCAGGAUACCAGAGUUCCCUCUGUCCCUCCUCUACCUGCAGCAGAAGUGUGAGGUCUUCCCUGACCUGCACAAAAUCAUACAGUACUCUGAUGGGGAAGAGAAGAGACAACCUAGUGAAGAGCAUGUGUCAGAGGCUGUGCCUGCUACAGAGGACGAGUACAUGUCGGGAUGUUGCAUUGUGACGGAGAGCGACACAGACCUGGAGGUGGAGUACCAGGAGAGGGCUGGAGGCCGGAGAUCCCUAGGGGCAGACAGAGAGGGGGAGGCAGGGGGAGAGUGGGAGGAUGAGUCCCUGUCUGACUCCAACACAGUGAACCAGGACGAUGUCUCCUUCAGAAUCCUAGAGGGAGACAGCCUGUUGGAGCCAGAGGGGCCACAGCCUGAGAUGCCCCCACUGUUCAUCCACCUCACCUGCUCUGUUAACAUGAAGAGUUGCCACGGAUCCAUGCCCAUAACCACGCUACCCACCUGCCUGGGUGAGGUGAUCACGUGUCUGGAGAAUGCAGAGGCCCUGCAGGCUGUGAAUCUGAAUAAUCUGUCUGUCACACUGGACAUCUUUGUUCUCACCUUACCCCUGGAGAUAGAGGACAUGCAAUCAGACUUUAGACACAACAGGUACACGUCAGAGAGCAGUGUGUCUCUGAACCGUUCUCCAGAUCAGCCCUCUUCCUACCGCUCUGAUGAGGAUGUGAUGGGCAACCUGGACAGAGUAGUAGAGGUCGACGGGGUUGGAGGAGACUCUUUGUCCAAACUCCCAAUUCCCCACAAACUAGCCGUGUUAGCCGCCAUGGAGGAGAUCCGUUGGCUCCUAGAGGAUGAGAUUGUGUCAGCUCUGCGUCACUCCCGGGUCAUCAGCUCGUCCACGCUACAGAAGGUGGCGGGUCACGUGCUUCGCUCAGGCGGGCGACCACGCUGCCACUUUGAGGUCGUUCCCUUGCAGUUUGUCUUCGGCCCUGAGCAGUCCCUGGAAAAGUUCAAAGAGGAGUUCCGUAGGAUGUCAUUCUCAGGUUACUUGCUGAAAGGAGAGCAGGACAACUUCCACUACAUGUCUCUGAGUAGACUCCACCCACAGCGCAUCCAGGCUUCUAUGAGGCUGUCUGAGAGCACUGUUAACACUGAGGGGGCGGGACAGGCCACCCAAACCAACAAUCACUGUGCUGAUGUGGACGACAGUGCCAGGGCUCCGUCCCAUCAUGGUGCACCAGGAAGAAGACCUGACCACGGAACAGAGGUGGAGAGGGUGGAGCUAGACUGUGAGGUGCAGGGAGAAGAGAAGAAGCCUGCUGUCGGGGAUGUUAGUGAUUAUGGUAGUGACCUAGCCCAGGACCCCUGCAACCCUCCAGCCAAACCCACCCGGGAUGACUCCGAGGAGGGCCCCAGACCUCGGUUGAGCUCAGCCGGUGCAACCUCCACAGCCGCUGGGGAUGGACCUCGGGAGAGUUCUGUUGGUGUCUCCACCGGCCGACCCCGACUGAGCUCUGUGGGCAGAGGAGGAGAGGUGAUAGGACCUCAGCUGAGCUCUGUAGGCUCCUCCUUCACGGCCAUGAGGGAUCAAGGCCAACCCAGCACCCCUCACCUCAAGCCCAGCACCAGCACCGACCGCUCCUCAGAAAACACCAAGACCCCAUCCGCAGUCAGCCUGGCCGAGUCGGUGCAUUCCACCACCCACAGUAGUGGCAAGCUGAGGCCCAGCAGAGUACAGAGUGUGGUCUCCAGUCAAGGAAGCCUGGACUCUGACAUGCUGGGUUAUGAUGGUGGCAGCAUUGACUCUGAAUGUGAGAGCCCCACUAUAGAAGAACAGGAGUCCCAGUCCCCCCUGCUGCCUGACUUCUGGCUCAUCGUUAAGGUCCACCAGGACAAAGUAGAGGUGUACUCCCACUCCAGGAGCUUCAACGAAGGGAAGGAGGACGGAGUAGGGGAGGAGGAGGAGGUGCCAGAGUACUUACAGUUGCGUCAGAUGGUGGUGAGGAAGAUUGGGGAGAUCUGCCGUAUAGUCAAUCAGCGUCUGCUACUCCAGGACCUCAAUGACAGCCACGUGUGUAACUCUCUUCUGGUGGCAGAGAGUGAAGAGGAUAUCUGGAAGAACGAGUCCCUGUACAGACAGAGACUGGCCAACUCUGAUGAUUACAAUGCUGAGAACUACCAGCCGCGGGACUACCUUGCUGCCACCAUGCAGUUCAUCCCAGGUCACUUUGCCUGUGAGGUGGUGUGGAGCACCGUCAUCCACAUCCACCCUCGCCUCAAAGUGGGACCCAACGUAGGUGUGUCCAGGGCUAUCCAGGCUCUGCAGUCAGUGCUCAACGCCUUGUGUGUGGUCAACAGGAAGAGCAUGUUUGUCUAUCAGGAGCGCACUACCAAAUCAGUCUUCUACCUGAGACUUUGUGAGACAUCUCAAACAGGGAAGUACUCUGACCUGGAUGGCAGCCUACAGCCCAUGUCUCGCUGUGUUGGUCUCGCCCGGAGCCAGGAGCCCCUCUUCUCUGAGGAGUUCACGGGCUCCCGGUCAUCUCUGGAAGGUCCCCGUCCAGUAGGACAGGUGGACAAACACAUCCUGUUGCUGGUGCAUGGAGUGGGAACUGCUGGUCCAGAGAUCACAGAUGAGCUGGUGAAGGUUCUGAGGAAGCGUCUGGAUGAGACCACCCUGGACAUCAUCACCAUCAUGCUGGGCAGGAACUGCAAACUCACCCCCGCUGACGUGGAGUUUAUCCAGCCAUCAGGCUCUCCAGCCACAGAGGUGAUGGAGUUUACUCUGCCGCAGUGCUUCAUGCCCUGGACCCCUGCUGUGGCCCACUACCUCAGGCAGAACCUGCUGAUCUUCCUCCACAUCCCCAAGUACACAGACAGCUACGUAGAACACCACUUCAAGCACUACUUCUGUCAGAGCAGAGAGCUUCCUGACUCUGAUAUCUACCUCUACAAUAAGCCUGGGGGCCAGGGGACCGGAGGGAAAGGUAUUGCCUGUAUCGCGCUGUCGUUCGUAGACGCUGAAGGAUGCCCCCUGCAGGUUCCUGCCCACAACUGCACCACACCACCCAGAGGAGAUCCCUCCAGCAUCCUCCUACAGCCAGAACAGUUUGACACCCUGACAACUGUCAUUAAGGUGGACUCCAACUACCUCAGCUCAGGGUCAGAGAUGAGGGUACGUUUUGACAUUUGGGAGCAAGGUAACGUUUCCCCCCUGCAGCUGACUGACAAACUGCGAGGAGCCCUGCGCCACACCCUCUGUGAUGUCAUCAUGGAACUGAGGGUCCUGCCCAAUCCGCUGUGUCUGGAGACGUUCCUUACCACACCUGGGAGAGGUCAGAGAGAAGACACAACUAACGGUCAUUUAAGUUCUCCAUUGGAAGUGAAGGAAUUUAAGGACAGCUUGAUGUCUUGUAGUGGCUCUAGGAGUGUUAAGAACAGCCCCUCCCCCAUCACUCUGAUCCCUCCCCCCUCUGGGACCAGCCCCAACACUGGACCAAGCACCCCCGAGUCUACCACACCCACUGGCAAGACCACCCGCCGAAGCUUCUGGGAAAUACUGAGCAAGCCAGACUCAUCUGAGCUGGGGAUCCCUAAGACGACAGACGACAUCGUUCAGGAGAAGGGGGAGGAGGGUCGGACACGUAGGAGACACAAGACGGAGAACGUGAAGCAGCAGUGGAGCCAGGAGAGGUCCAUGGCUGUAGAACUGGAGCAGGCCCAGAGGAGACAUGUCUCCCAGCUAGAGGUGGGGAACGUUGGGACCCUACACCCUCUGUAUCAGGUCACCUGUCAGCCCUGGAUCACCUUCAUGGCUAAAGUUGGAUGCCCGUCCAUUCAGCAGUGCACCGCUGAGAUUGCCUCCCAGUUCCUGCUUCCUCCCAUCCUGACAGAGAUUGGCAAUCUGGUCACCUCCCUGGCCAGUGACACCACAGUCAAGGUGUUCGAGAGGACGAGUUGUCCCCAAGGAGACAUCUUUGUUCCCAUGCCCCUGAUCCAACACCUCAGCCAACCACCUGCCACCUCUAGAACCUUCAUCCUCAUUGGAAGGAACUUCCACCAGUGGCAUUGCUGCACAGAGCAAGCUCAUAAAGGCUUCCAGCGCUUCGAGGCCUUGGAGCAGUCUGAUUGGUUCAGCCCAGGGCAGUCCUGGAGGGGUGUGGCCCCAAGGCAGAGGUUUCUCCUCAUACACAUCCUGAAGAAGAAGGUGACCCUGUACACCUAUAACUGGUCAGUGGACCUUGGAGCCUCUCUGAACCGUGGGCUGGUGAGGCUGGUCCAGUGGCAGAAUGCCAGGGCCCACGUUGUCCACUGUCUCCUCAACCAGAAGAUGGGUCUCUUCCACCACUGCUGCUUCUCUGACACACCGGCCCACGCAGACCUCAAACAGGAGUCCAACCCGUUCAUCAACCCGACCAUUGAGGCCGAUGCACUGCUGAGGAGCCCGGUGCCCGGCAAGGACCAGGGCAAGCUGUCUAGCUCUGGCCGCUCCCUGGCCCCCCUCCACUUCCCCUCGGAGCUGGUGCCCUUUGACGAGGCCCUCAGGGACUUGGGGACGGGCCGACCCCUGGCCAGCACUCAGGACGGGGCUGACGUGGUGGCUCGGCACGGGACCCAGCUACUGGAGGUCAAGGCUGCAGAACGCAGAGAGAUGGAGAAGCAGAUGAAGAUUGAGAACCUGUUUGUGACUUGGCAGCAGAGGUCAGCGCAGUCCAACAUGCCCAUCUCAGCAGUGGACUUGGACACUCUGAAGCAGUCGUCCAGACUAGUGCACUACUGCGCCACCCCUCUGCUCUUUGACCCCGUGUUCAGGAAGCAGAUCCAGGAAGAGCAGAUUGUCCAAACUCAACAGGUCAAGAAGCGUCAUCACUCCAGUGACUCCAUGGCGUCUGGCAGGAACCGUAGCUACAGCACAGACUCAGUUGACAAACUGCCCAGCCGGCUGAGAGAGGGGCCCUGGUUGCAGGACAUCUCUAACACCUUCCUCCAGCAGUAUGUCCAGUACCUCCAGAGUAUGGGCUUCAUCCUGGUCCAGGUCCGGCCACAGUCCCCAGCGCGCAGCAUCCCCAGGGCCCGGGCAGCCAUGUUCAGCUCAUUGUCGUCAGAGAGGCAGUCCUUCUCCUAUAACAAAACCAGGAGUGAGGACAGCCCUAAGAGCACAGGGUCGGAUAUUACCGCGUACUACCUCCAGAGGGCGCUGCCAGGGGGCAUUGUAUUGAUGGAGCUUGCCUUUCAGAAGCGUCAUCACUCCAGUGACUCCAUGGCGUCUGGCAGGAACCGUAGCUACAGCACAGACUCAGUUGACAAACUGCCCAGCCGGCUGAGAGAGGGGCCCUGGUUGCAGGACAUCUCUAACACCUUCCUCCAGCAGUAUGUCCAGUACCUCCAGAGUAUGGGCUUCAUCCUGGUCCAGGUCCGGCCACAGUCCCCAGCGCGCAGCAUCCCCAGGGCCCGGGCAGCCAUGUUCAGCUCAUUGUCGUCAGAGAGGCAGUCCUUCUCCUAUAACAAAACCAGGAGUGAGGACAGCCCUAAGAGCACAGGGUCGGAUAUUACCGCGUACUACCUCCAGAGGGCGCUGCCAGGGGGCAUUGUAUUGAUGGAGCUUGCCUUUCAGGGUUGUUACUUCUGUGUGAAGCAGUAUGCUCUGGAGUGUUCACGCAUCCCCAUGGGACAGACCGUCAACUCUCAGCUCUCCAUGCUCUUCACGGAGGAGUGUGAUAAGGUGAUUGGCCUGAUGCAUGUGCAUUCGUUCAGCUAUGACUUCCACCUACGGGUGGUUCACCAGUCCCUGGUGGGCUGUCACAUGACCCUGCAGCAGGGAUACCGGCUGACCAGCUUCCUGGAGGACUUCAUAGCUCAUCACCCUGACAUCCCCAAGUUCAGACGAAACCACGUCUUCCAGGGGAGUUUCUCCAUCUCUACGGGGAUGAUCACAGCUCACCAGCUGUAUAACUACAUUACUGACCAUGCUGUCACCUACGGCAUGAAGCCCCUUCGCAUGUCCAAGGCUGCAAUGACCAGCGAUGGCAAGAAGGGGGCACCACCCAGCAGUGACCUGCAUGAGUACGGUCUGGUUGCACUGUGGAACAGCUCGGGCUCUUACAAGGACCUUGAAGGCCUGCGUCACCAUGACGAUUUUGACGUGUCCCUGCUGGUGUGUCACAAUGCCGCUCCGUUUGAGGAGCAGUCGGAGGGAGAGAGACAUCUGCUGAGGCUGCGUUACUACGUGAUAAUGACCAGCCAGAGAGAGCUGUUCCCCCGGCUGACGGCUGACAUGCGUCGCUUCAAAAAGCUUUCCCAGAUACACUGUGAGGUCAGCGACCUGGCAGGAAGGGUUCCCCCUGAGAGAGGUACAGGACCAGGCGGGGUAUUGGACCUUGAACUGGACCUCUGGGAGGAGACCCCCCCUGCAGCCUCAGCCCCAGACACCUUCAUCUCUACCCCCAGCGUUGGGAACGAGUUUUAUCCCCUGACUGGUCCCCAAGGGUCUGGGGCCCAGGGUCUCCUCUACCCCUCUCAUCUGUUCCCCCUGCUCAACCAGGAGGUGGGCUGUGCGCAGAGCCAGAUCCAGGCGAGCGUGGAACAGGCCAUGGGCCACUGUCGCAGGGACAACCUGUGGAGGAGGCUGUUCCAUGGAGAACACCAGCACCUGGCCAUGGACAAGCUCAAGCUGAGCAAACUUUCCUUCAGCGAACUGGAGGAGCUCCUCAACGCAGUGCAGAGUCAAUCUGUAGGGGAGAUCGACCCCCAGCUGGGUUGUUUCUUGACCAUGAGUCCCAGCUGGUACCAGAGUCUGAUCAAAGUGCUGCUGACUCGCUUCCCUCAGAGCUGCCGACACUUUGACCAGAGUGGCAUUCAGUAUCUGGCUGUCCUGAACCAGAAAUUCACUGACUGCUUUGUUCUGGUCUUGCUUGAAAAUCAGGCAGGAAAAACGAGCCUCAAGGUUGUAUUUAGGGAGCCAUUGCCAUCCCAACCGCAGCCUAGGAACAGCCCCUCGCCUCAGCUGGUGUCCAUGUACCAUCACCUGGAGUCUGUGAUCAACACAGCCUGCUACAACUUGUGGACAGGCCUGCUGUAGGCCUGGAAGGCCAAUCAGGGCCAGGUGGGCCACAGAGAAACAGGCUGCUGGGAGGUGUAGUUCCAGACAGGCGGCUUCAUUUAUAGGCCGUCUUGGCAUGUGGGACACAAAAAAGGAUGUUAUUGUUGAAAAGUGCUAAAUCAGCGAAUCAAAGAGUUCACAUGUCAAAGCUUCCUGUGCAAUGUAUCAGUGUUUUAUUCAUUCUACCACUGGGAGAAAAGAUACACACUAUUGUUAAAGGGAUAGUGCAAGAUUUUGGCAAUGAAGCUGUACCUGUAGACUUCCAGUCAUUGCGCUAACACUAGUUAGGCUCGCAAAACUACCUUCAACUUCCUUCAAACUGCACGCAGAGACAUAGAAAUGGCAUCUGACAUUGCAAAAAUCUUGCACCAUCCCUUUAAAGAUAUGACCUUACCGGCUUGUGUCACCCGGCCUGUGUUUUGGUAAAAAGCUGAGGGAUGUGCCUGGAAAAAUUGGUAUCAAAAUUAUAGUUUUAACUUGU
Salvelinus namaycush (lake trout) is the source of this 12187-nucleotide messenger RNA. Its product is annotated as KICSTOR complex protein SZT2-like. Bases 31 to 11685 code for a protein of 3884 amino acids. NCBI's taxonomy places the organism in Eukaryota, Metazoa, Chordata, Actinopteri, Salmoniformes, Salmonidae. The transcript is spliced from 75 exons. The record is from RefSeq and is a predicted model, not a curated record. Gene Ontology annotation, cellular component: peroxisome.